Molecule: messenger RNA, 7373 nt
Organism: Xiphias gladius (swordfish)
Lineage: Eukaryota; Metazoa; Chordata; Actinopteri; Istiophoriformes; Xiphiidae
Gene: casp8ap2
Product: caspase 8 associated protein 2
Exons: 10
Coding region: 360-6299 (1979 amino acids)
Biological process (GO): extrinsic apoptotic signaling pathway via death domain receptors; Fas signaling pathway
Cellular component (GO): PML body; mitochondrion
Molecular function (GO): transcription corepressor activity
Source: RefSeq, a predicted model, not a curated record
CGCAGGCAUAGUGCAACUCUCUCCGCGAAAGAAACAACUUUCUUCCGAGUGAACUACGCUGCUAUUUAAUGCUCUCGUUUACGUGAGGUGGUCUUGGGAGAAUGUGAACCGCUGGGGAAGACUGUGAGUUGCGGUAUGAUUUAACUCCUUCAGGGUGGGAUUCCUGUUUAAAGACUAUUUUUUUGAAACCGUGGAGCUGCAAGAAUACAUCCAUGGUAGAGACAGACCGCGGGAAAAUGUCGUUACUUCCUGUGCAAUAAAGUCUUGGCGCGACAUUACGGUUGUAAACAAGAGGACACAUAACAGUACACACGAACAAGUUCUCCUCUAAAAACUGAGCCAAAGAGAUAUUUGGAACAAUGGAGAACAUUGACACCAAUGAUACUUCUGGUCUCAUGGUACCUGAUGACAAUGAAGAUUCUGUGGAUAUCUACGAUGGCCUGGAUAUUGGUUUUAGCAAUAAUGCAGAGACGUCACCUACAAAUGCUUCCAGACUGAAAGAGUCAAUGGAUUUAUAUGAAGAAAUUGUCACGGAAGAACAGCGGAGCAGAGAGACAUCGUACACUGAGUUGAAGUGCAGAUUCCAAGCAGCUCAAAACCAAAUUAAAGAGUUGCACAGGAGGUUGGAGCAGAUGGAAAUUCAGAACACAGGGUUAAACACUGAGAACUGCCGUCUCAAAAGGAACAUCUCUGCCCUAUUACGAACAGCUAGACAGGAAGUGACACGAAAAGAUGCUGAGAUUCAGAGGUUGAAUCAAUGGUCAGAGAAAAAUCGUCAUCAUCAUCAGUCUCACAUUAAUAAUCUGUGGGACCAAAAUUCCUCCAACUGGACCUCCACAGGCAGCUCCAGCAGUAGGCCACCUCUUGCACCACCCCCUGUUCCUCCACCUUGUCCUCCUCCAUCCAGUCCUCUUCCAUGUCUACCGACUUCACCUCCGGGGGAGAAACAGCCUCCAACGGAUCCUCCUCAGUCUUCAAAGACAGAAAGUAAUAGUUCAACCAAUCAGCCCAUUGGCUCCUGUAUUGAGAUAAGACCUUCUAAAGCAUUUUCUCAUAGUCAUUCAAAAAGUUCUUCAAGAGGAGAUUGUGAAAUACCUGACAAACAGACUGAGCAUUCUGUCAGCAAAUUCAGCAGCAGUUCAUCAACCCAGCAUAGUGGUUCAGACAAACAUAAGUCUAAGCGCAGAGAGGAAAAGUAUCAAAGUCAUAAACUAUCUGAAUCAACAGAUAGGCAACCUAGACCUGGUUCAUAUCCCAACAAGGACUGUCAUGCCCCUGAGAAAAACAGGUCUCACAAACCAGACAAAGACAUUGGACGAAAGUAUGAUUCCAGGUCAAGUAAAAGCAGGGCCUACCUAAAUGUUGAGGGGCACCACCGAUCAGACAGGACUAAAAGCCCUCCACCAGAGAUUUUACACAGCGCAGCUUGCUCUGGUGACACGAAAGGGAGAAGUCGAGAAAGGAAACAAGAUAAAGCUAAACUGGCCACAUCAGACUCUGAAAAAAAUUCAGCUUGCAGUUCUAAAGACAUCUACAGCAAAGAUCAUAGAAGAAUCAAGACUAGUGACAGACAUUGCAGAAGUUCGGACUCAAAGGACCGGAAAAAGUACUCUUCAAAUCAACAUGCUGAACGCUACACUGAUUCCUCCAAAGAGAGGGAAGGAGAGCGACUUUCAAAUGAUCAUCAAAGGAAAGAAGAGAGACGACGUGAAAAUGAAAUCAGCAGAAAGCAUAAAAGGAGCACUCUGUCAGAGAUGAGCAGAGAACGUGAGAAACAGAGAUCAAAAGAAUUGGACCCAGGUAAAGUAGAUGUCCGCAGUAAGAAAAGACAGGAAAAGACAAAUGAGGCCUUAAAAAGAUCAUCUAAAGAACGACAUAUCACUGAGAAAAGCUCUGUGAAGGAAAAUAGUCCAAACAGGAAACUCUGUUUCAUGGAAACAUUGAAUCUAACCCUUUCACCACUUAAGAAGCCAGUGUUGGCCAUCGAUGCCAGCCAGGAUGACCUCACUCUAGUGGACAAGGUAGUUGAAAAUGGGCCAGAUGAUGAGAAUUUGCCGUCUCAUUUUGAAGACAUGUGUGUCAUUGAAGAAGUACACAGCAGUGAAUUAGAAGCUGGUUUUGAACAUGUUGCAGAGCAAUUUUCAGAUAUCCCCAAAAAUUCAAGCUCUGAAAGGACACACGAGAGGUGUGAUGAUGCAAAAGAUGUCCAGGAAAAGGACAAGAGCCUUGGUGAAACUGCAGCUGGCAAACUGCUUGAAGAAAGUUCUAUCCAAACUACAUCAGCACAUCAGGACAAACUAUCCUCAGCACAUAGCCAACCCCUUGAUACUGCACAGAAUCAGAUGAAUGUGCAUCUCACAGCAAAAUCACAAGAGAGUAGUUCUCUAAAAGCAGCAGAAGGGGACAUUUUAAACAAUCUGACCUCAGACAGCCAGGUAGAUAGAUCUGAAAGACUAGGAGAGAGAGACAGUGUCAAUGACGCAUCUGGAAGCAUUUCCAAGCAACACACAGGCAAUUCUUUACAAAAGGUAAACCCAGGAAAUAAUAUUGAGCAAACUGCUGCUAUUUCAGACCCUGUUGGGCUCAACUCAAGGAUAGAACCUCCUAAAACUGCAUUAAAGCAAAGCUUCCUUGUGGGUUCAUUUGAAGAGGGUGCAACUGUUUCACCCUCUAGAGACAAUCCUGUAGCUGAAGAUGGUCCUGGCAAUCCCAAAAGUCAACAUAUUUCCUCCACUAUUUUACCACAGGACUGUCAGCAAGGACUGCUUCCUCCUGCUUCAUUCCCUUCCAUUCACAAGAGAGAUGCUUUUCAUGUGCAAGAUGGUCCCAAAGAUACAGAUACUGUAUCCAGUACAAUAAGCCUCGAAUCACUUCCACAAGAAGGGCUGAGUUUACCUGAAGCUAUUUAUGUUUUAACACAGACAAAUGACGAGGCCAACGACAGCAGUAGCAUCACAACUGAGCCUAGUUCUUCCACUGGCUGUAUUGGAGUGUCCAAAGUCAGUAGUACCACAGAAGAGACAGUACUGCCGGAAGCGUACAGUGAACUCACUUUCACAACGGAAAAGACCUUCAGUCCUGGAAAAAGUCUUGAGAAUAAUAAUGUUGAACCUUCCAGUUCAGUGCCAUUACUUCAUGAUGAGGACUCCAUGAUGUGCACACUCAGUAAUCUGAAGAGAAUCCCUGAUGCCAUAAGCCCUCUCAGGAGCCCAAUACGGGUAACCAAGAGAAGUCAUCUCUAUGUUCAUGGCAAGCCUGGUCAUGUCAAGAGCCUUCAAAAAGAUUUCUCCAGCACAGCUGUUGAUGUCAACUCAAAGAAGUUGGAUGUAAAUAAAGAGAACAAAUAUCCAGGUUCUCCUGCAAAACAUGACAUACAAAAUAUGGUGGACAAGGUAUCUGAUUUCCAUUCAAGUCUUUCUGACACUGAACUGGAGGAAGGGGAAAUUUUAAGUGAAAGUGAUGAGGUGGCUGCAGGUUCCCCUGUUAAUGCAAACAAAAGGUCGAAGUUAGCACGACCAGUCAGAAAUAAACCAAGUCCUAAGUCUGUGCUAAAGAGGAAAUCUGAAGAAAGGUGUGUUGCCUCAAAAGAAACUAGUGAAACACCAGGUGCAUCAACAAGAAGUCCCAAGAGUCGUUUUAAAACAGUUUGCCCUGCAGCAACCAAAGUUUCUUUUUCCAACAUUGAGGAAAUAAUGGAGACAUUCAAGUUGGUUCGCACUGAGAUCCGAAAAAAGUACAUGAAGCUUCAUAAAACCUUUCCCAAGAAGAGCUUCUAUGGUAUGAUGGACAAUUUCCAGGAAUCUUUUUUAGAGUUUGUGGAUGGUGCCCAUUUUGGUCAAAUAUGCAGUCAGGCAGGGGAGCUGAAAUCCAAGCUGAAGAAGCUGAUUGUAUCUGUGUUUAGUAAAGUAUCAAAUAAUGGUAUUGUGAAACGCAUCUUUGAACAGCAAGCAGUUGACCUGAAGCAAAAGUUGUGGGAUUUUGUAGAUGUCCAAGUUGACUACUUGUUCAAGGACAUUCACAUGACACUGAAGAGCCUUUGCAAACCAGCAAAAUCUCAGACCGAGGAUACGAGGCCCAUUGGAAACGAGAAAGUAUCCAGACAGCCUUCUUUAAAGAAGCCACAGUUUCAACAGAAGGAAGCACCGUCUUCUCCAACCAGUCUGAGUCGAAUCAAGCCUUGUGCUGUGGCACCUUACAAAACAGGGCUUGGAAGCAGAGGCAAAGAUAUCAGAAUAACACAUGUGGAAAAAGGCAGGAAUAUUGACCUACAUCCAACAGAUUGCCUAAAUACACAAACUGUAAUUGACUACAUUCCGCCUAAAAAUAUUUCUUCAACUCCAGAGAAAAAUAACAUGGCUUCUUUUGUUGUCUCUCAAACUGGCUCUUUGCUCGACAAAACUGACUUUGAGCUUCUCACUGAACAACAAGCAUCAAGUUUAACAUUCAACCUGGUCAGAGACUCUCAAAUGGGGGAAAUCUUCAAAUGUCUCCUACAAGGAUCCGACUUAUUAGAAACCAGUAGCAUCACAGGAGACAGCACAGCCUGGUCCCUCAGUACUCCAAGGAAGGAUGGAGAGAGACUCAUCAGUAUCACCAGUCCACCUAAAUUUGACUCUCCGUCUAAACUGCUUUCUCCGACCAAAUUUAAUACACCAUCAAAACUUAUCAGUACGUGGUCUAGCAUUUCACCUCGCAAGAUGUCAUCUCCACGAUCAAAAGAUCAGAUCCCGCUGAAUCCAGCUUUAUUUGAUGAAAGCUGCUUGUUAGAAGUGCCAUCAGAGAAUAGAGUGAUGCUGCAGUCCAGCUUGGCUUCACAAAGAUCUUAUUCCAUUCUAACUGAAGAUCUGGCAGUCUCCCUCACCAUUCCAUCACCCCUGAAGUCCGACAGCCAUCUCAGCUUCCUACAGCCAUCAAGCCUGCACAUUAUGUCCACUCCAGACAGUGUCAUCAGUGCUCACAUAAGUGAGGAUGCUCUGCUGGACGGAGAGGAUGCUACAGAGCAGGACAUUCACCUCGCCCUUGACACUGACAACUCUAGCUGUGGCUCCAGUAGCAGUGUGGCUUCUGUGGCACUUGCCACAUCUUUCUUGUUCAAGCCUGACAUGCCCAUGCAAGCCCUAGUGAUGGAAAAAUCCAACGAUCAUUUCAUCGUGAAGAUUCGCCAGACAGCUACGUGUGCAAAUAUCACAUUCACUGCUGACGAGAGCUUAAGUCAAACGCUAACAGCAGAAGAUCAGCAACAUAGACAAGAAGACAUAGCAACUCAAGAAAGUCAAGCAAAAGCUGUUCUGACGGACAAGUUGCAGAAUGGAAGCACUCCAUAUGCUGUACCAUUAGAGAACAGACUGUAUAACUUUGCUGAAAGCUCUGAGAUCUGUCAGGCCACCACAGGUUCAGAGAUCUCUCUCACUCGAGAUGGGAGCUUAAAACUAACCAAAGAUCCAUCCCAGAGAAAAGAAGAUACAGCAACUCAACAGAGUACCUCAAAAUGUUGUUUUACUGAGGGGUCACAGAAACUGUCAGUGACUCUGAAAAAUCUGCCUCUAACUACUCUUUCAGAGAACAGUUUGUACAAUGGUGCUCAAAGCUCUGAUCAUUUCUUUGUGCAGAUCAGCCAGGCAGCCACGGGAGAGGUUGUCACUGCUGAUGAGAGCACAAGUCAAACACGCCAUGGAGAAAAAGACAGGCGAACUCAAAAAAGUCCCUUGAAAGCUCUUUUGUCUGAGUCACAGAAAAUGAUCAGUCCCUCUAAAACUGCAGUGUCACGACACACUUCUGAAAGCUCUGAAACAGAUCAAAGGAGCCAAGCUUCACUGACUCAUGUUUCAGACUCAGAUAGAGAUGGAAUGGAGGUAUCAGAGUCAGAGAGAAGUCUCACCAUUGCAGAGGACAUAAGCAGUACACCAGGGAAAGACCGGAGGGAUUGUGACAAAGGUAGAAAACGGAAGAAGCACCAAAAUAAAUUAAAAGCAAAGCGGUCCAGAAAGGAGGCGGUGGAGAGUACAGAAGAGAUGGCGUCUAACUCUAAGAAGGAUGAUAAUGAGUCCAAAUCCUCUCCAGUGUGUCUGUCCCCCAACAGUCUCUCAGCCAAGAAUGUUGUCAGGAAGAAAGGCGAGGUGGUGAUGGCAUGGACAAGAGAUGAAGAUCGAGCUAUUCUGAUUGACCUGAAAACAAAAGGUGCUUCACGUGAAACUUUCUCUGCCUUGUCAGAAAAACUCAAUAAGCCAUCAGGGCAGAUUGCACACAGAUUUUACCAGCUCAUGAAGCUUUUUAAGAAGCAGGAGAAGUUGGACACCUGAUACCUCAGUCUGUUGGGCUUGGAUUUAUGCAAAUAGUUCCUGUAUUACAGCAUUUCCAUAUACAUUCUGUAGCACCAACACAGGUAUGUAGGCUGCUGUUCAUCUGACAUAGUGCAGGAAGAUGUGAACGCAGGGUGGCUGAGUCAUUACAUGUUCUGGUUGGAUCACAUCAGUUCCCACAUAGGCUACUAUGUCCACCAAGAUCCAACGGUCUUCAUACUGACCAUCAGCUAAACAGUAUUAGCCAAGCUUUUUUUUUUUUUUUCAAAGGAAGGUUGGGAAUCCAGUCACAGUUUCUGGUGACAUUUUUUUCUGGAUAUUGAACUGUACCUGUUCAUUAUGUUUGAAAAGAAUUCAGAGUUUAAAAAAUAAGAAUCAACGAUAAUGACUGUUCCUCAGCACAACUGACAAGAUAGAUUGAUAUGAAGGAUGAAACAUCCACUUACUAUAUCAAAAUCAGUGUUAUUGUUUUUGAUGCACUUUUGGUUUUUAGUAAUCCAAACUGUAAUCACUACUUUCGUAUGGGUUGUGGAUAUUUGCUGAUGUCUGGUCCUCACAGAAGAAUAUGACUUCGUCCUCAGCACAGCAUCUGUACAUGCUUUCCUAUCUCUGAAUUUGCAGAUAUGAUAUAUUGCAAAAAUGACGGUCUCAACAAGUCCUCAAGUUAAUUGUACGUCUAGUCCUGAACUUAAGUUAAAUCAAGUGAAAUUUUUAUUCCCUAAAAUUGGAUGCUCAAUGGAGACAACUUGAAGUCUCUCCUAGCUAUAGAACUUGACCUAUGGGACUGAGAGUUUGGGCCAUUUAUUAUAGUUCUGUAUUGAUACUUUGAAUGCUAUUUCAAUGGAAGUUUUGAGGGGAGGGGGUGGAGUGUGUGGUGAUGCUGCUUAAUAUGUUUAAAGGUUGUUAAAAUGAUUACAUGUCCAAUUCAUGUAGAGGACAGUACAUGUAUCUGUUAAUAUGAAUUAAAACUUUUAUCUGUGGGCCUAAAUGGCAUUUUGUUUGAUUCAUCCUAUUGCUUAUAAACAGCAUGGAAUGUAAUAAUGUGAAUAUUGUACAUAAUUCUUUACUGAAAAU